UCAAGACGUCGUCAGCCGAGAACCAAUAGCUAUCGACGCAAACCCGGAAAUUCCUAGACUAACAAAAAGACCGCCUGGAUUCAAUUUGAAAAGGCUACACACUCUGUCAGAAUAAAGGAUAAACCCCUCUCUAGCUCUGGAGACGGAACCCCAGGUGGACAGUUAUGAGUUUUUCUCCGAGCCCAUGCGUUCCUGCAGGCGUGCGCAGCAUUCAAGAGCAGAGGGAACGCUGGGACAGGAAGAGGAAGCGGACCGGACGAGAGCUGGUCCAGAGUGAGCAGAGAUACUGUGAAAAGCUGGACCUGAUCACCACGUACUUUGUGGAGAUUCUGAAGGCCAAAGGAACCCUGAGGCAGGACAUUAGAGAGAGCAUCUUCAGUUCAAUUAAAUCAAUUCAUUUAGUAAACCAGACGCUGCUUGGCCAUCUGGAGGACGGCAACUUCGGCGUCGGAUUUGAUCAGUUCUGCCCUCACAUGCAUUUCUACACUACGUACGUCAACAACUUCCAUACAGCAAAGAAGAUCCUCGCAGUGCAGUUAAAGAAAAACAAAGCGUUUCGACGAUUUAAGAAGCUUCAGGAAGCCAGACCUGAAUUCCACAAGCUGAAACUUGAAGACCUGCUUCCUCUUCCACUAGAGCGCAUUCAACAGUACAAUAAUUUCUUGAGAGACUUGACAGAGAACACCAGUCCAGACAACCCAGAGUUCCAGCAGCUUUCAAAGGCAGUGAGCGCUGUCUCCGAGGUGGCCCAGUGCAUCCAGGACAACGCCCGCAGCCAUGAGAACCACCUGCAGCUGCAGAGGGUCCAGAAACUGCUCAAGGGCCGAAACACUAGGCUGCUGGCUCCAGGUCGCUGGUAUAUCCGUGAAGGUUGGCUGAAAACGGUGCCCCCUAAAGGCACGGAGACCAAACCUAAGAUGUUUUUCCUCUUCUCAGACAUCUUGGUUCAGGCCAAACGGUGUAAUCCAAUGCAUCCAACAAAUGGAGACAAGCUUUCCUGUCAGAGAGUCUUCCCGCUUAAGGAGUGCACUGUGGACAAGGUGUUUGGCCACACCAAGAGCCAGGGAGGCCUCAUCAGUUUGACCUUCUCCAAAGCCAAGCUGCUCCUUAUGUCCAGCCAUCAAGAGGACAUUAACGAUUGGUACCGCAGUCUUUGCCUGGCCAUCGGAAAGCUCAAGACCAAGAACACAGUAGUGCACAGGAGAGAGGAGCUUCUCCGACCGCCGCUCCGUGCAGCCACACACAGCCAGCAGAGCGCACCGGCCUCGUCCCAAACACACAGCAGGAAGAGAGCUAUGGCGAAUGAACAGGGGACUGCGAGCAGCACGAGUAACUACAGACCAGCAGCUGGAGAGAGCGCAUGCAGUACAUCCAAAAAGAUAAAACUCUCAGAGGAUCCUUCUGGAAGAUCCCAGGAAUCGUCCGGCUCCAGCUGCGUCAUCCUGUGAGACGAUGAGGAUGCUGAGAAAACUGCUGCUACUGCUGGGAGGCUGAUAUAUUCCACAUAUUAGAUUAGUCUCGUUUUUACUAAAAGGAUAAGUUCAUACUCAAACAUUUUAAGAGUGAUUUUCUCUGAAAUGUUUUAUUUCUGCUCCUAAAUGCCAAAGAACAAACAGACUGUUUUUUAUUUCUGAAUGUUUUAUUUGUCUUUUGUGUUGCGUUUUCUGUCAGGCGUGACACUGUCGACUGAACACGUUGAUCAUAUCGUAUCAUCUUUUUACUUUGUAUCAUUAAGGUUACUAAUAAUUAACACAUUUACAAUGAUUUCUAACACCACAGCAUGUUAUUGUGUUUUUUUAUUCGGGAGGAAAUACUGUACGAAGUGCAAUAUAAAGAGAGAGCAUGAAGGAAUUUCACUACUGAUUGUGUAUGGAAAAGUUUUACAGACUGCGAUUGGUGCUGAAAUUAUAUAAUAUGUAAUCAUCCACAUCUGCAAUCAACAGAACUGAUUUCCACUGUUUUUUUAUUAAUGUUAGAAUAUUCCCUUUCUACCUGGUGCAUUAAUGUUACUAAAAGCUGUUACACCGAACAACAGUUAAAUAAUUUCUAUAUAAAUCAGGCACGUCAUUGUGACUUUUAAUGUUAUUCACAAUUUCUAAUCAUUUAAUUAGAGGCUGUAGAGAAUUUUUGACUUUAGGCUCAUUUUAUGAGGCAGGUUUGAUCAGUUAGUCAGAACUUGUCUGACAUUGAACCAAUUAAAUAUAAUUAAAUUGAGAGAGAAAGUUCUGGACAAAUUUUUAUUAAUAAUCAUUUGUUUAUAUGGUGAUUGUUUAUUUUUCUUUAUUAAACCUGCAGACUUGUGCAUUUUGGGAGAACUUCUUGAGUUGUUGGUGCAUUACAAAUCCAAAAGCGCCCUCUUGUGGCCAAUGUAAUUAUCCAACUAUGUACACAAUGCAGAGCUAUUUAAUGUGAUACAAAGAUACAAAUCCUUGUUUAGACUUUCUUUCAGUCAUUAUAAACUUCCUGGCCAUUUAUCAGUAACCAAUAAAAUCCUAUUUGAGGAAAAAAA
This is a messenger RNA of Tachysurus vachellii, 2509 nucleotides long. RefSeq names its product Rho guanine nucleotide exchange factor (GEF) 39 (gene arhgef39). Gene Ontology annotation, cellular component: plasma membrane. The transcript is spliced from 12 exons. Lineage: Eukaryota; Metazoa; Chordata; Actinopteri; Siluriformes; Bagridae. Gene Ontology annotation, molecular function: guanyl-nucleotide exchange factor activity. The coding region runs from base 165 to 1448 and encodes 427 amino acids. Gene Ontology annotation, biological process: positive regulation of cell migration. The record is from RefSeq and is a predicted model, not a curated record.